Messenger RNA from Microtus ochrogaster (prairie vole), 841 nucleotides. It is a transcript of the gene Spmip1, whose product is annotated as sperm microtubule inner protein 1. The record is from RefSeq and is a predicted model, not a curated record. Lineage: Eukaryota; Metazoa; Chordata; Mammalia; Rodentia; Cricetidae.
AAAUGAGGAACUGUAUUAAAGGGCCACAGCCUUAGAAAGGUUGAGAAUGACUGUUCUUGCUAGAGCUUGGAGCCUUCAGGUUUAGGGAUCAAGGUGUUUAGUUAGUGAGCCCUACCCUGGGCUAUCUCAGAAAGGGUGACCCGGGACAUCUGCUGAGGGCAAUGGCAGGUAGAACUCUGGCCCUGUGUGAGGUGAGGCUCGGUUGCCAGGUGACUGUCCCAGGGCAGCCCCCUACUGUCUCUGCCCGCUGUGCUCACUCAGCAAUAGCCACCCCAUAGCGCUUUUCCCCUUGCCACCAUGUCGAGGCAGCUCAACAUGGACACCCUGCGGCAAAACUUCUGGAAGGAGGAAUACCUCAGAGAGAUGAAGUUGCGCUGUGAAUGGCACCACAAGUAUGGGGCUCUGGUGAAGGCCAAACAGAAGGCUAAGGCCGCAGCUCGCCUGCCCCUCAAACUGCCCACCCUGAUGCCUAAGGCCCCGGACUCACCACCACCUGUCUCCAAAGCAACCCCUUCUAAGGCCCCCAGCCCUGUCCCAGAGGCUCCUUCACAGUCAGAAAUGUACCCAGUCCCACCCGACACCAAAGCCCUGCUCUAUGAAGGCAUCUCCCAUGACUUGCAGGGACGCUACCAGUAUCUCAACGCCCGAAAGCUGGACCUGCCAGAGACGCGUUACCUGUUCCCCAUCACCACCAACUUCACAUAUGGCUGGCAGCUGGGCCCCCCAAUAAAGCAGGAAUUGGUCUCCUGCAAGAUGUGCCGCAUUGAGUCGUUCUUCCGUAAGAAUGGAGCUUUUGCCUUACUGGACCCCCGGGACCUGGCCCUCUGACCUUGGAGCAGAA